AUGAGCGACGAGAUGGAGACGCCAGCGCAACCGCGCACUUCAAGAUUCAAGGAACACACAAACACGGCCAGCUCGAUCAGGCCGCCGCCCGACGCGCUAUGGCAGGACUUGGCUAUUGAGGACAUGAUUGAGAAGUUCAACGAGGAAGCCAGAGCGCCUCCGACACGCAAGGGCGUCGCCAAAGCCAUCACACCGCCCAGUUUUGGGGCGCCCACGGUUGCGGGUCAUACCGCUACGCCGGCUACUGCUACUCCAACGACGAAUGAGGGCGUUGGAACAUUUGAACGGUUCUCGCGCGCCUUUGCUUCGGUGUUUGGCAGUGUGUUGGGGAAGCGCAAGGCAGGAGCCUCAGAUGCUGAGAAGGAAAAGGAAAAGGAGCAGCGGGUCCUGGAGGAGCGCAAACGGGCUGCAGACGAGGCUUAUGCCGCGAUGAAAAUGGCGCGGGAACAGGGGCUUCUGCCGACUCCCAAGGUGUUUGUGAGGCCGACUAUGACGCCGCGGACGCACAAGUGUGUUGCUGAGCACAAUGCGCCCCCUACACCACGGACCCCGAGUCUCUACAAAUCGCCUUCGAAGAAGGAUAUGCAGAAGCAGCAGAAGCUCACCAAGCGCGUGUCUGAUCUCGAGCACAAACUCGCCUCUGCCAGGAAAGAACUCCACACCGUCCUGCUCAAGGAUGUACCCCCGGUUCCUCCGCUACCCGCGCUUCUACCACCCACGCCCACACCCGACACCAGCCAGACCACUACGACAACCACGUCCACCCAAAUCUUCAGCGAGAGAGAAGUCUCGCAAGACACACAAGCCACUACACCCAGCCCCUCGCAGCAAAUCCCCCUCCCCGCCCCCGCAAAGCAAUCCAUCGGCAAAAUCGUCAAGAAGCGCAAAGCCACCACCACCAUCGACGACGAGACCUACAAGCCCAUCCCCACCGACAGUGAUGGUGACUUCAGCAUGUCGGCCAGCGAGCCCGAGCAGCCCCGCACCAUCAAGCGCGUGAAAUCGCAAAACGGCAAGAAGGGUAAGCGCCAGACAUCCAGGUUGACCAAGUCACGAAGCAGGAGCGAUGGAAGGAAAGAGGAGCCCGUGGUUAUCAUACCCGAUGGGAAGAAGGUGCCCAUGGUGCCCGAGAUUCCAAAAGGUGUUGAGGGCAAGAAGGCGCGGAUUAGGGACGAUGGGUAUGGCGGGUUGGAGCAUGAAAUGUUUUGA
Messenger RNA from Parastagonospora nodorum SN15, 1209 nucleotides. RefSeq lists its product as hypothetical. Lineage: Eukaryota; Fungi; Ascomycota; Dothideomycetes; Pleosporales; Phaeosphaeriaceae. The record is from RefSeq and is a predicted model, not a curated record. The transcript is spliced from 2 exons. Bases 1 to 1209 code for a protein of 402 amino acids.